CGCACGCUCAGCGUGCACUUGUCAUGCCCCAUCUGAGUACAGAGGCGAGGAGGGAGGUAGGAUUUGGUCUGUCAUCUAUAUUUAACUCGAGCUGAAGACGGCUCGAGCUGUGUAAAGGGCUCUCUCUCGUUCCUCUGUCUGUGGGCAGUUACUCUUACACUAUAAGAUUUCUCUCGGUGGUGGUUCUGCCGCUAGCCACGACAGACAGGAGUGACCGGGACAGGUGAAGUAGAGGCAAGCAGCUGCCUCAGGUCACAGACAUCAUGGAGGGUCUCUACUUUGAAGUGAAGCCAAGAAGGAGUGAAGCUCUUAGACCAGGGAGCUCUGACAAACCCCGUCAUAACCUAACUCCAAACCACCGCUCAUGUCCUUCACUUUCACGUCUGACCUCUGCCACGCAGUGUCUUCAGAAGCUCGGGAGGGAGAGGACUGCAUCAUGGGGGGCAAAGGUGGAGGGAGAGGAGGACGAAGUACGAUACAAACUGGCGAUGAUUGGUUUUCGGAAAGUCCACCAUCUGACCACCAUGGCAAUGCUACCCUGGGUGGUGGCUGAAAUCAGCAGGUCCCAGCCCAGUGAGAGGGAGCAAAGUGGUGGGGUGCAAGCUGGGGGGUCUGGAGGUAGACAGCUGGGUCCUACUUCACGCAGUCAGACAGUUUUUCUGUGUGUGUCAGCAUCAAGGGUACGAUGUGUGUCCACGCUGGGAGAGAGCCUUGUAUGGGACCCUCUGACACACACAGUUCUGUUUGAAUGUCUUCCUCACCAUGUGACCAAGCUAAUACACAACAGCCAGGAGCCCAGUAGUUUUGCCUGCCUGGUGAGAGGCACACCGACUUGUGCCUGCUAUGUCUUCCAGUGCCAGUACAGAACCAAGGUUCCUGAGAUCAUCAGUACAUUGAGACAGGCUGGCAAAAGCUCGGCACGCAACAAUGACAUCACCACCGUUUCCAACAAGGCUUCCACGGGUUCUGGAGGCAGUGAUUCCUCUGAAACGUGGAUUCCCUCUCUCUCUACUACAACCACCUCCAUGGCACCCGCCGCUGCUGUGUCUCCGACAGCGUUUUCCAAAAAGUUUGAAGUAUUAUACUGCGGCCGUGUUAGUGUUGCUCACAAGAAAGCCCCUCCUGCCCUAAUUGAUGAGUGCAUUGAGAAGUUCAGCCAGCUGCGCGGCUCAGGGACAGCAGAUAAAGGGGCAAAUGAUGGGGGAUUGGUGGGUGGGCUGAAGAGGGCAUUAACCUUCCAAUCCAAUGGACUGGGGAGUGGCGCUGUUAGUAACGGUGCAGCGGAGAGCCCAACCACUGGGAAACGCCCGGUUCUGUUCAAGCGAGACCCCAGCUUUCCCUGCCUACAGGCCCUGGAUGAGAAUGGUCUCUCACCAGAGAUUUCUAACAGCAACACUACCGAUCCUCGGACGCGGUCCGCUGAUGUGCAGCCCACCAGCCUGAAGGAGAAUAGGACCAUGUUGUUUAUGGUGGGCAGGUCUCAGAUCUUCUUGGUUAGUCCAGACACUAAGAAAGUUGCAAUAGAGAAGAGCUUCAGAGAAAUUUCUUUCUGCUCACAGGGUAUUCGUCAUGUGGAUCACUUCGGCUUUAUUUGCAGGGAGACCGUGGAAGGGGGAAACUGCCACUUCGUGUGUUAUGUCUUCCAGUGUACAGAUGAAUCACUGGUGGACGAGAUCAUGCUGACUUUGAAGCAAGCGUUCUCUGUGGCCGCCCUGCAGCAAAAUGCAAAGACUCAGAGCCAGCAGUGUGACAGCUGCCCAAUGCAGCAGCUCCACAGGCUUUGUGAGAGCAUAGAAGGUUUACACCCAUCUAAAACUAAACUGGAGCUUCAAAAACAUUUGGCCACUUUGGACAAUGAUGAUCAAGCUUCAGUCUUUGAAAACACUAUGAGGGCUCGUCCUAAGAGUGAUCAGGAAGAGAAUGAGUUGAUAAUGGCUUCUUUGAGGAGUCUAUAUGAAGAGAGACAGAAGACCCAUCAGCACACAGUGCAGAAGGAGAGCAAACAGAUGUGUGAGGAUGUCGCUCCACCUGUGGAGGCACAGCAGCAGAGUAGCAGCCGGCAGCGACUCGAGGAGUUCAAGAGCCGAGCCAAGCGCUCUCUCACUGAGUCCCUGGAGGGGAUCUGGAAGGGAAGCAGCAAGGCCAGAGCUCAAAGGGAGAACAGCGAGGAAAGUGAGAGCAGCUCUUCUAUUUGUACUGUCAACAGCAGCCAGGAUCAGCCCUGUUUAGAUGAUCCUUUGCCUGCUCAUCAGCGAUCCACCAGCCCUCUCAGGUGCCACAACUCAACAGGAGACCUGAAGCACAUUGACACUUCUCUUCCGCUGUCACACUCUUCCUCCUCUUUAUCCGCCGAUGCUCAGCCACAGGGCUUCCGCCGCCGGGCCAGCACUUUCAGCCACCCUACCACCCCCUCCUCAGCCGAAUACUCACCGGAGCACAUACUAAUUCACCCACCACAGGACCACUCUGCAGCUAGCAAGCACAAGCUUGUGCGACACUACUCCGUCAGCACGGACACUCCCCACCAGAGCAAACACGUCCCAUGCAACUCUGCUCUUCCUCCUGCCCUUCCUUGUCCUUCGUCCCACUCUUCUCUCCUCCUUCAUCCUCCUUCCUCACCUUCUUCUGGAGCCCGGCUCAGUAAAAGAAGUCCUCUGGGUGGUCUCCGUGCUCGUCUCCACUCCUCCUCAUCUGUCCCUAAUUUUCUGAAAUUUCCAUUUCUGGCCACUGUCCGAGAGAAUGAUUGUCCUGACCCAAAGAACAGUGAUGUAGUGGCGCUUUCCACACCAAGUGCAGCUGGCGGGGUCGGGGAAAGCCCUCAGCGCAGCCACCGCCACUCGUGGAGGCAGCAGAUCUUCUUGCGGGUCGCUACACCUCAGAAAGGCACAGACUCCAUCGAUGGGUCUGAUGCCUGUCAGGUUGUGGGCCAGAUCGUGGGUGGAGGAUCUGGGGACACGGCAAUGAGACCGGUGCCUGAGGAGAAGACGAAGAGAACCAAAGAGGAGCUGAGGGAUCUCUGGAAGAAGGCCAUCCUGCAGCAGAUUCUCCUGCAGAGGAUGGAGAGAGAAAACCAGAAGCUACAAGCAUCAGAGAACGAUCUGCAGAACAAGCGCCUGAAGUUGGACUAUGAAGAAAUCACUCCGUGUCUGAAGGAGGUCACGCUGGUGUGGGAGAAAAUGCUAGGAACUCCUGGGAGGGCAAAGGUCAAAUUUGACGCUGAGACCAUACAUACUGCAGUUGCACAAGGUGUCCCAAGGCAGCACAGAGGAGAGAUCUGGAAGUUUCUCGCCGAACAGUACCGGCUCAGACAGACAGUCCCUUCCCGGCCCCCUUCUAAUCACACUCCAUACAAAGAGCUGCUGAAACAACUCACCUCACAGCAACAUGCCAUCCUCAUCGACCUAGGUCGUACUUUUCCUACACAUCCAUAUUUCCAAGCCCAGCUGGGGGCAGGACAGCUGUCUCUCUAUAAUAUCCUGAAAGCCUACUCACUGCUUGACCCUGAGGUGGGAUACUGCCAGGGCCUGUCCUUCAUCGCUGGAGUGCUGCUUUUACACAUGGGGGAAGAAGACGCCUUCAACAUGCUCAAAUUUCUAAUGUACGAUGCUGGGCUCCGCAAACAGUACAGGCCUGACAUGAUUAUCCUGCAGAUCCAGAUGUACCAGCUGUCGCGGCUGCUUCAUGACUAUCACAGGGAUCUUUACAGCCACCUGGAGCAGCAGGAGAUCGGGCCCAGCUUAUACGCCACCCCCUGGUUCCUCACGGUCUUCGCCUCACACUUUCCCCUCGGGUUUGUGGCCAGAGUUUUUGAUAUGUUGUUCCUGCAGGGGUCAGAGGUCAUCUUCAAGGUGGCCUUAAGCCUGCUGGGGAGCCACAAGCCUCUGAUCCUGCAGCAUGACAGCUUGGAGUCUAUCGUGGAUUUCAUCAAGACCAUGCUACCCAACCUGGGCCUCGUACAGAUGGAGAAAACCAUCAACCAGGUUUGUGAGAUGGAUGUGUCCAAGCAGCUCCAAGCCUAUGAGGUGGAGUACCACGUGUUGCAGGAUGAGCUGCUGGACACGCCCCCGACCCUCAACCAGCAGCAGCGAGCCGCGCAGCUGGAGAGGACCAAUCAGAGCCUCCGACAGCAGAACCUCGACCUGCUUGAGGAGCUGCAGGUGUCCCACGCUCGAGUGUGCAACCUGGAGAGUCGAGUGGAGGCUUUGGCCCAGGUAGAGGGGCAGCUGAAGGAGCAGGUUUCUGCACUGGAGGAGGAGAAGAAGCAGCUGCUGAACACCAUCACACACCUCCAGGGCCUCCUCACCAGCCUCGGGAUAAACGCCAACUCCGACGGACAGGCGCUGCCUUCACUGUCCGUCUGACAGACAGUCACAGCAGCAUCAAAGCUGGAGGGCAGAGAGCAGCACGAUAGCAGGACUGUGGACUCGCUGCUUCACCUGCUGGCGAGGGUCGAUUAAUGAGUCUCUGCCUCGAUCCUGCCGCCUCUGGAAUGUUUUAAUAAUAAUAAUGAUGAUGAUGAUGAUGAUGAUAAAAGGACAGACGUUAAAAUGGAAGCAGGAGUGGAAAUAGUGGCAGAAAUGGGAUUGAGGUUGAAGGAUAGUACUCUCUUCCUGUGCUCUAAUAAAUAAACAUAAAUAAUCCCCAAAGAUGGCGCUGACUGUCCCGCCGGGCCUCGGCUGUUAAACAAAAUACUUUUGCACCUGUGUGUGUGUGUGUGUGUGUGUGUGUAUGUGUGUGUGUGAUAAAUGGUGUUUGUUUGUGUUUUUGGAUGCAGCAAAAAGUGUACAGCAAGCUUGUAGAACAAAGACUCCACUCUGCAGUAUUCAGAGCACUGUUACAAAUAUCACAAUAAUUAAGAAACACAAGUUCCUCCCAAAGAAAAUGAGAUUAUAAGAAGCAGGUGAGAUGAAGGGAUGGGUGAAGAAAUAAACAGCAGCAAAAUGUUUUGGGGGUUUUUGUAAUGCAAAGGUUAAAUAUAACAUCGGCUAAAUGAUGUUAGGUUUGAUGAUGGUGCUCAUAUUCUGAGAUCAGGGGUGAACUAUUUUUGAUUCUUCCUAGGCUUUCCUGGCCCUGCGCAAUUUGAACUUCAUUGAAGUUACAGCAGCUUCCAGGAAAAGCAACACAAUAAAUCCAGUUCAUUUCACAUCCUGUUGUUUCACCUUUAAACACACGUCAAUUCAUCUGCAUUGAUGGGAAAAAUCUGAAAGCCUAGCCGUCCCGCUCCAGCGAGGGGAAGUCCACACAUUUACUGAGGAGCCACUCAAAAUUACGGCAAAAGACGCUAACUUUAAAGAGGAAAACUUCUGCUGUUGAGACAAUCUGUCACCUGUAAAUCAUUUACUGUAUGCAACAUACUGAAUUCUUCAGCCCGAGCUGCAGCUUGGUGUGCCUGUACGUGAGUGUUUGAAUGUUACUGCGUGUCAAUGUUCUCACUGAUUGCAACAAACCUGUCGGUUUACACUGUAAAGAUAUUUUUCUUUUACCCCUGACUCUCUUUGCACAUGUUCUGUUUUACUAUGAUUAUUGCUAUUCUGUACUUUAAAAUACAUUUCAUAUUCUUCCAGCA
Messenger RNA from Oreochromis niloticus (Nile tilapia), 5566 nucleotides. It is a transcript of the gene tbc1d1, whose product is annotated as TBC1 (tre-2/USP6, BUB2, cdc16) domain family, member 1. The record is from RefSeq and is a predicted model, not a curated record. Lineage: Eukaryota; Metazoa; Chordata; Actinopteri; Cichliformes; Cichlidae. The transcript is spliced from 23 exons. The coding region runs from base 264 to 4361 and encodes 1365 amino acids.